AUGAAAUCUUUCUUGGUGUGUUUCUCCCUCGUCGCCCUGGUGGCCUUCGUUGCCGCUAUGCCACAACAACGUGAAGGUGCCGCCUACACCAACGAAGCCAUCCGCCAGGCCCAACAGACUUUCCUCAUUCCCAAGGAUGCCCAAAUCCAAAACGUGCAAGAAGGUAUUGAAUUGGGUGCCUAUGAACAGAUUCCCGGCAAUCAACGUAUCAACCUCUUCGAAAUUUUGGGUGACCAAGUACCCUCGGAGGUCAUCAACAACUUGCAAUCUCAAGUCGAUCAAAUUGGUCGUAACUAA
Molecule: messenger RNA, 297 nt
Organism: Musca vetustissima
Lineage: Eukaryota; Metazoa; Arthropoda; Insecta; Diptera; Muscidae
Exons: 1
Coding region: 1-297 (98 amino acids)
Source: RefSeq, a predicted model, not a curated record